Messenger RNA from Cornus florida, 2789 nucleotides. Its product is annotated as potassium transporter 1. The record is from RefSeq and is a predicted model, not a curated record. The transcript has 8 exons. Gene Ontology annotation, biological process: potassium ion transmembrane transport. Bases 203 to 2569 code for a protein of 788 amino acids. Lineage: Eukaryota; Viridiplantae; Streptophyta; Magnoliopsida; Cornales; Cornaceae. Gene Ontology annotation, molecular function: potassium ion transmembrane transporter activity. Gene Ontology annotation, cellular component: membrane.
GUGCAUGAAUGAAUGCAAUCUGCAACUUCUUUGAAAACACACAGCACUUGCCUCUUUACUACUUACUGCUGUUUACUUCCUACAUUCUCUACUUCCUCACUCUGUAUAUAUUGGCUCAUUAUUUUUCUUCCCUACCAAUCACUUGUUUGUGUCUGCUCAUUUCCUUCUCAAAUCUCAAAUUCUCAACCACCCCUUUCCAGCCAUGAACCCAAAACCAUCCGUAGAAUCUCUAGAAAAUGGAAUUUCUCAACAGAAUGUGAAGAGGGCGUCGUGUUCAGCCAUGUUCAUUUUGGCUUAUCAGAGUCUUGGGGUGGUUUAUGGGGAUCUCAGUACCUCUCCACUCUAUGUUUACAAGACCACCUUCUCUGGAAAGUUGAGCCUCCGUGAGGAUGAUGAGGAGAUCUAUGGGGUGCUUUCCUUCAUUUUCUGGACAUUUACUCUUAUUCCUCUCUUCAAAUAUAUCUUCAUUGUGAUGUCUGCCGAUGACAACGGUGAAGGUGGUACAUUUGCAUUAUACUCUCUACUCUGCCGUCAUGCAAGACUUGGCAUUCUACCGAAUCAACAAGAAACAGAUGAAAAGUUGUCUGCGUAUGCUAUAGAAGGAACAUCGAACACAUGGCAGAGUUCUGCUCUAAAGUCAUUCUUUGGAAAGUACCCAAAAUGCCGUAAGGGACUGUUGAUCUUUGUUCUGCUGGGAACCUGCAUGGCAAUUGGGGAUGGUGUAUUUACUCCUGCAAUAUCAGUUCUUUCAGCAGUUUCAGGUGCCAAACUAAAGUUCACAGGACUUCAUGAGAAUUAUAUCGUUCUCAUAUCAUGUGUCAUCUUAGUGGGGCUUUUCUCUCUUCAGCAUCACGGAACGCACAAAGUUGCUUUCAUGUUUGCACCAAUUGUCACAGCAUGGCUUCUUUGUAUUAGCGGCAUUGGAAUACAUAACAUAAUCAAGUGGAAUCCGUGUAUAUUUCGUGCACUUUCUCCGAUUUACAUGUUGAAGUUCCUCAGAAGCACAGGCAAGGAAGGUUGGGUGUCUCUAGGAGGAGUGGUUCUUUCAAUCACAGGUGUCGAGACAAUGUUUGCUGACAUAGGGCACUUCUCCACGUUGUCGAUUAAGAUAGCCUUCACAUUUCUGGUGUAUCCUUCUUUGGUUCUUGCAUACUUGGGUGAGGCUGCAUUCCUCUCUAGGCACCAUGAAGAUAUCCAGAGAAGUUUCUAUAAAGCCAUACCAGGCAAUACCAUACUGAAAUACCCAAAAGUUAAAGUUAUUCCUACUUUAUUCAUUGUAUUAAUGUCAAGUCUCAUAUGUGCAGAACCUGUAUUUUGGCCGGUGUUCAUAGUGGCUACUUUUGCAUCCGUGGUAGGAAGUCAGGCUGUAAUAUCAGCUACCUUCUCCAUUAUAAGCCAGUGCUGUGCAUUGAAUUGUUUUCCCCGUGUCAAAAUCGUUCAUACUUCAAGUAAAAUAUAUGGGCAGAUAUACAUUCCAGAGGUCAACUGGAUGCUAAUGUGCCUCUGUUUAGCCGUGACAAUCGGAUUAAGGGACACGAACAUGAUUGGACAUGCUUAUGGGCUGGCAGUCACUACUGUUAUGUUUGUCACAACUUGUUUAAUGGCAAUGGUGAUGACAAUUGUGUGGAAGCAAAAUAUAGUUACAACCUUCGCAUUUCUAGUGUUUUUUGGAUCAGUGGAACUCCUUUACCUCUCAGCGGCCAUUUUUAAGGUCCCAGAAGGUGGCUGGAUCCCACUUACUUUGUCCUUGAUUUUUAUGGGCAUAAUGUUUUUGUGGAACUAUGGAACGUUAAAGAAACACCAGUUUGAUGUGGAGAACAAGGUCUCAAUGGAUAGGAUAUUGUCUUUGGGGCCAAGCCUUGGCAUGGUUCGGGUUCCUGGAAUUGGACUUAUUUACACUCAUCUGGUGGCAGGCAUCCCUGCUGUCUUUGGACACUUUGUGACAAACUUGCCUGCAUUCCAUCAGGUGGUAGUUUUCAUAUGUGUCAAAUCUAUUCAAGUUCCUUAUGUUAGAGACAAGGAACGACUCCUCGUAGGCAGAGUAGGUCCAAAAGAGUAUGGCAUGUUCCGGUGCAUUGUGAGAUAUGGUUACAAGGAUCUGCAACAAGAGAAUUAUAAUUUUGAGAAUAGAUUGGUUUCUGCAAUCAUACAAUUUGUAGAAACAGAAGGAGGUGAGCUUGAUAAACCAAUGACAGAAUCAUUAACAGUGUUUAGAAGCUCCGAUGCUGAAGGCCUUGAUGCUUCUGAAUGCACCUUCACAUACCCUGGUCAUGAAGAGAAAAUGGUGCAUUCUAUCCAUGACAUCGAAGUGGUGAAAUCAGAGAUUUGGAAUUUGGAAGGCCCUAGUCUCAAAGAUGAAUCUGUUCAGAUACUGAAAGCUAAGGAGUCUGGCAUUGCUUAUAUCCUUGGGCAUUCUUAUGCGAAGGCAAUCAAAUCGUCUUCAAUUUUGAAGAAAUUUGCUAUCGAUAUUGUGUAUGCUUUUCUCAGCAAGAAUUGUAGGGGACCUGAUGCUGUUCUAAAUGUGCCACACACUUCUUUGCUAGAAGUUGGUAUGAUUUACUAUGUCUGACUUUUACAGAAAAUGUGCAUAUUGUACUUUUCUGUAGACUCUCUCUUGCCCUCAACAAGAAGAAAGGAGUAGCUAGCUAGCUAGGCCUUAAUACUGACAAGUUACAGAAUUAAGGUGGCAUCAUGCAUGAACCUCUAUGUAACUGCUUUGUGAUAUAUCAUAUACGCAGAUAAAGCCAAUGGGCUUCAGGUUUGCAUACCACUGCUCUUUAGAUGUAACA